AUGUCUCCUUCUCCGCAACUGGCCCCGCCGGGAUCCAGUACCUACUCGUCAAAUAUCUUAAACGUUGGGGAUGGAACAUGGGACUCCCAGCGGAAUACCUUCCUUUUACCCAAUUUGAUGGGCUUGAACUUUGAGGCUAUGAGAUAUAAUGGCAUGGGAAACAGAUUUCGAGAAAUGGCCGGUUACCAUUCAUUAAUUCGAGCACACGGCGUGAUAGCUGCCAUAACAUUCCUCUGCCUCAUUCCCACUGCCAUACUGAUGGCCAGAUUCUAUUCUCCAUCGCCUUACUGGGCCCUGAGAUAUCAUAUAUGGCUUCAUAUUCUUUCGUUGUUUUUAUCAACCGUCGUUUUCGCCCUGGGUUGGUUCGCUGUUGGGCCCAGAAGGAGUUUGACAAAUCCACAUCAUGGCAUUGGGUUGGCUAUAUAUGUUAUGAUCAUUGUGCAGACGUUCUGGGGUUGGUUUGUUCAUAAGCGCACAAAGAACAAGCGGUUAUACAAUAUUCCACUAAAGCUCAUGUUCCAUAAAUGGUUGGGUCGAGGCCUGGCUUUACUUGGAAUUGUCCAAAUCCCCCUUGGACUAACUCUUUACGGAUCGCCACUGGCACUUUUCGUUCUCUAUGCCCUCGCUAUAUUUACUCUCGUUGUAAUUUAUUUCGUCCUCACCUACCUCCAUGAACGCCGAAUGGGUGCAGACUACGACAGCCGGGGAAGUUACAUGUCAGGUCCGGAAGUCGUUGAAGAUGGACAUGGUCACAACAACUUAGGCCGUCUUGCGACUGCUGGGGCUGCCGGAGCAGGCCUUGCCAUGCUAGGAAGGCGAAUGAGAAGGCAAUCCGGGAGCGGAACAUCUGUAGAUGAAUCAGACGUAACGCCUCGGCCACACCAUGAAGACGAAAAACAUGAUAACCGGGGGAGAGGAUGGGGGAAACGAUUUGUCCAAAUAAGGGCUUUAGCAGGGGCUGCGGGGUUGGCAAAAAGAUAUUUUGACAAACGCCGUGACCGAGAGAGCGAUACAGAGUCGGGAAGAUAUGGACCUGCUGAUGGACACGGUCAUGGUCACGGUCAUGGACACCAUGACAGCUUGUACGAUGAUUCUUUAAUCCACACAGAGGAAGGAAGACCACCACCCAGCCAUCCACGGCCAUACGACAGACCUCCUGGCCGCCUGCCAAGCCCGGAAUACACGGACAGCGGGUACAUGUAUGGCAGUGAAUCGCACCAUGGGAGCAGGAACGCUCUUUUUGGCGCUGGUGCAUUUGCUGCAUUGAGAGGACUAUUCAAGAGCAGGGAGAGAAGAGAACAGGACCGUGUCCACGAACUGCGACGGCAGGAUAUUGAAAAUGAGCGAAGGGCAAGACAGAGCGUGAAACACCGGAGAUUUACGGGAGAUGGCCAGCCACCCCGCAGAACAGGGCGGAGAGGUUCAUUUAGCACAGAGAUGACAGAAAGCACAGAUCCGCACGUCGCGCCACCACCGGACGAUAUCCGUCCCAUCCCACCCAGCCACCAAACCACCCCAGGACCCGACACUGCCACUUCAAUCGGCGGAAGACGCCCCACGGAUGCGGCAGCUGCAGUAACAGCCAACUCCAGCCGUCGCCGCCGCAGCGGCGGCGGCCGCGAGAAACCCCUUCGACUCCAAACCCGUCUCCUUCAAAGGUCAAAUUCCAAAACGAUCAAGGAACGUCGCGGUGCCGUUGGCGCCGUCUGA
Molecule: messenger RNA, 1710 nt
Organism: Paracoccidioides lutzii Pb01
Exons: 3
Coding region: 1-1710 (569 amino acids)
Molecular function (GO): transmembrane monodehydroascorbate reductase activity
Source: RefSeq, a predicted model, not a curated record